Molecule: messenger RNA, 975 nt
Organism: Didymosphaeria variabile
Lineage: Eukaryota; Fungi; Ascomycota; Dothideomycetes; Pleosporales; Didymosphaeriaceae
Exons: 3
Coding region: 1-975 (324 amino acids)
Molecular function (GO): oxidoreductase activity, acting on NAD(P)H
Source: RefSeq, a predicted model, not a curated record
AUGAAGGCCGUCAUCAUCAAAGAACAUGGCGUCCCCGCCCUCGCAGAUAUCAAAGAGCAGACAAUACGGCCUGAUUAUAUUAAAGUCAAGACCGUAGCUCUGGCCCUCAACCCCACGGAUCUGCAUCAUACCACAGGGGCUGGUCGCGUAGGCGGCAUCAUUGGAUGCGAUCUUUCCGGUAUCGUCGAAGAAGUUGGCGAAGAAUGCAAAUCGGAUGUGAAAAAAGGCGAACACAUCUAUGGUGUGUGCCACGGAGCUAAUCUGGAAGAUGGAGCCUUUGCUGAAUACGCUCUUGUUCGCGAUGGCCACCUUGCGAGGAUCCCAGAGAAUAUGUCCUUUGAGGAGACAGCCACAUUGGGUGUUGGCAUUACUACCGUAGGUCAAAGCUUGUACAUGACCAUGAAGCUCCCUCUUCCAGGAGAGGAAUCGACCGAAGACGCACCCUUCUUUCUGGUCUACGGCGGAAGUUCUGCAACCGGCACACUGGCCAUCCAAUAUGCUAAGCUGUCUGGAUGUAAAGUCGUCACCACUGCUAGUCCUGAGAAUUUCGAACUUGUUAAGUCGAGGGGCGCCGAUGCCGUGUUCGACUAUCAUGAUCCAGAAUGUGCGCGUCUCAUCAAAGAGUACACCAACGGAGAACUCUACUACGUUCUCGACUGUAUAUCAACGGAGUCAAGCUACAAGAUCGUCGGAGAUGCGCUUCCCGAGACACCCCAGAAGCCAGUUCAGGUAGUGACGCUUUUGCCUACGGAUGCCUGGCCGAGGAAGGAUGUUACCCCUAUUGCUAUUCUUGCAUACACGUCUUUUGGCAAAGCUUUCACUAAGUUCGGCAUCGACUUUCCUGAAAUCCGUCCCCAUUUCGAAUACGGCGUGAUGUUCUGGAAGGUGAGCCACAAGCUUCUGGCUGAGGGUAAAAUCAAGCCUCAUCCAGUUGCUCUGCGCAAAGGUGGCUUGGCUGGUAUUCCGGGAGGGUAA